CUAAGAACUCGGACAAGCUUCAGAUCACUUUGACACAUGUCGUGGUGCAUAACUUAUUGAGUAGAUCAGCCUGAACAAAUGUUUGUCAUGUUUGUUUGGCGGCGCCGAUCCGGGCCUUUUUUCUCCUUCCGCGGCCUGGCAGAGGCAGGACCAUUAUGAAUGCCCUCCGAUAAACAGCCGAUAAGACGUUGCUCGAUCUAACAAGGUCUUUGCUUGCUCCAUACUCUCCAAAACCGGAUUAUCAUCCAGCCACUCCAAGAACCGUGCCACUUAGCCUUCGCCAUGGGCUUCGGAGCUCCCGGUGGUGCCGCGACCAACUACAAGCCUACGCCUCCCGAGCGUGGCAGCUUUCCCCUGGAUCACUAUGGCGACUGCAAACAUCUGAUCUCCGAUUACUUGAAAUGCCUGAAAUCGAACCGCGGCGUGAACGACGACGCAUGUCGACAGUUGGCGAAGGGGUAUCUCGCUUGUCGGAUGGAAAACAACCUCAUGGCGCCGGACGAUUUCAAGAACCUCGGGUUGACAUUUGAGAAGGACAAGGCCGCCGCUGCUGCUACUGAGGGGGCUGCGGCGGGGACGCAGAAUAAGUCAUAAGUUUGGGGUGGUUGCGAGGGUUGUACGAUAUUUUCUGAGAGGUUGGCGGUCUUUUGUGCAAGGCAUGAGGGGCUGCUGGGUUGGUUGAUGAUUUUCACGAUCUGGUAGAUUGGUAUAGAUUCUCUCACUCUUCGUAUUUUUCGGCGUCCGGGAAAGGUGGUUAUCUAUAUUUCGUUCUAUGUAUGUACAGGAUGUGUAGGAUUAUAUGGUCUGUAUAUAUGUACUGAUUGAAAGCCUUCACUCAAGCCAGUAAUCCGAGGCAUACUCAUUCUGAGUAUGUUUGUUGUGGCCUGCGAUCUCAG
Messenger RNA from Aspergillus aculeatus ATCC 16872, 896 nucleotides. RefSeq lists its product as uncharacterized. NCBI's taxonomy places the organism in Eukaryota, Fungi, Ascomycota, Eurotiomycetes, Eurotiales, Aspergillaceae. The coding region runs from base 283 to 594 and encodes 103 amino acids. Gene Ontology annotation, biological process: mitochondrial respiratory chain complex IV assembly. The record is from RefSeq and is a predicted model, not a curated record. The transcript has 4 exons. Gene Ontology annotation, cellular component: mitochondrial intermembrane space.